UUCAUUUAACUAAAUGUUAGUUUUAUGACAAUCUGGGGGAUUUUAGUUGAAUCUGGGGGAAUUUUCACUGAGGUCCUGGGGGAAAAUGAAAAAUUACAUUUGCAGCACUGCUAAAUUCUAAUGAGCCAUUAAAACCGAAGACUAAAUAAGGAAAUUUUUGACGAUGAUGACCAUAAUACGGACGUGUAUUGUGCUCGCAACUGUGACUGUAACUUGGUGCUCGCAUAGGAACAAGGGAAGUGAAAAUUUCAUCAUUCAUUAAUCAUUAUUCACGAUCAGACUUUUGAAAGUGAAGUUGGAGCUCAUCCACGUAAUUUAGAAAUAAUGGUUAUGCUUGUUGGUAACUUCUUUGUAACUGAGAUCAAGUCGUCACUAACUUCAGUAUGGAGAAAGGGACAGCCUUUUAUUUUAACUGGAGCCAUCUUUAUUGGUGCUGUUAAAGCCAUUCUGCAUUAUAAAAAACAAUGCAGGAGGAAGAAGUGGAAUAGUGUGGGGAAAGAUGUGGUAGUUCUGCAUCUUUUCCCACGAGGACGAUUCUGCCCGAAUGUGUCACCAUUUGUAGUGAAGCUUGAGACUUACUUGAGAAUGGCUGAAAUACCAUAUGAGCUUGAUUUUGAGGAACCUUUGGGUCCAAAGGGAAAAUGUCCAUGGAUUACAUGGAAUGGCAAGGACUUGGCUGAUUCCCAGUUGAUAAUAGAGGCACUCAGUAAACAUUAUGGAAAGGACUUUAGCAGUCACCUGUCUGCUGAAGAUAAAGCUCUUGGUCUAUCAAUGAGGUUAAUGGUAGAGGAACAUUUCUUUUGGUGUAAUGUUAUGUGGCGAUGGGUAUUUGACCCAUCAUUUGCUGUGUCAUCUCUUACUGAUUGGGGUACUUGGUUGCCGUUUCAUUGGUUUUAUCGACCUGUGGUAGGUCAGUUAUUAUAUCUAGAAGCUUACAUGCAAGGAAUUGGCAGACAUACAGAAAUUGAAGUGCUUGCCAUGGGGCAUCAAGAUCUUCAAGCACUUUCUGUAUCUCUGGGUGACCAGCCAUACUUUUUGGGUAAUAAACCAACAGAGAUAGACUGUUCCAUUUUUGGAAUGAUGGCACAGAUUUGUUGGAAUUCAGCGGGAUCACCUUUUUUGAAGAUGAUUGAGACUGACUAUAAGAACCUAUUGGAUUACUGUCACCGCAUGAAGGAAGAGUUGUGGCCAGACUGGAAAUAUUGCUUGCAGCCUGUGAAGAAUGGGGAGGUGCUGAAAAUAAGUUUUAGACCGCCAUACUGCAAGACUUGAGAAACUUGUUCUACAGGAACAUAAACCAUGCAAAUUUGCAGGACAUGUUUUGUAUCCGUCAAAAGGUUUUAAUGCAAAUAAAUAGUAAAGAAAAUAUAUU
Macrobrachium nipponense is the source of this 1372-nucleotide messenger RNA. RefSeq names its product failed axon connections homolog. The record is from RefSeq and is a predicted model, not a curated record. Bases 325 to 1272 code for a protein of 315 amino acids. Gene Ontology annotation, cellular component: cytoplasm. The transcript is spliced from 7 exons. Lineage: Eukaryota; Metazoa; Arthropoda; Malacostraca; Decapoda; Palaemonidae.